Dufourea novaeangliae is the source of this 830-nucleotide messenger RNA. RefSeq lists its product as uncharacterized. Gene Ontology annotation, biological process: regulation of transcription by RNA polymerase II. Gene Ontology annotation, molecular function: RNA polymerase II cis-regulatory region sequence-specific DNA binding; DNA-binding transcription factor activity, RNA polymerase II-specific. Bases 173 to 802 code for a protein of 209 amino acids. The transcript is spliced from 5 exons. NCBI's taxonomy places the organism in Eukaryota, Metazoa, Arthropoda, Insecta, Hymenoptera, Halictidae. The record is from RefSeq and is a predicted model, not a curated record. Gene Ontology annotation, cellular component: nucleus.
UCGAAAUGGGGUGACGUCGCCCCAGAAAAGUAGGCCGAAAAAAUACAUUGGAUGAAAUUUUUACUCCUAUACCUCGUCUGUGAUAAAAUGUAAGAAUUUAUGAAUUUUCCUAACACUGCGUCACAGCGUGAUACAGGUUUGUAUUUAUAUAAUGCAAACAGGGUUUUGAAAAAUGGAACUGCAUGAUGUUAAUAUACUUGCGCAACAAAUAAGAGAUUCAAAUAAGCUUUCCGCAGAAAAUAAACAGAUACUACUGAAUUUACAUGUUCAGUUAAGACACCCUGUAUUGCCACAGCAUGAAAUUGAAUCACGUGCUGGAUCUCGUCCUCCAACACAUGAAGAAAUAGAAAGGUUUAAUCAAUUUGUUCCUAUUAAAAAAGGGUGCUUUAAUCCAUCUGAGGAUAAAAUAAUUAAUAAUAAUUGGAAAACAUUUUGUAAGUUGCAUGGUUGGAAUUUGAAGAUGGUUCAUCCAUUUUUGCUCCUACGAGAAGGGAAUAAGACAUAUAUUCGCAGUAAGAAACAAAGACGAAGAUUUGUACAAUUAUUAGCAGAUGGAUUACCAAAUAGAACUUUAUAUAGUGUCUAUCACAGAUUUAGAAACUUAUUUGCAGACCACUUGCAAAGAAGGUUCCUUCCCGAGGAGGAUGAAAUGAUUAUAGAUCACUUAGAACACAAUGAAAAUCUCGAUGAAAAACGAAAGUACUCAGAUUUAGCAAAAGUUUUAAAACGAACAAGAGCAGCAAUCUGGCGUCGGUAUAAAUUGCUUAAGAAAAAACGUCAAUUUAGAUCUUUACAAGAUUAAAACAAAGAAUUUUUAAGGUCAGUCAAAC